AUGAAGUCAUGUAAGUGGGACUUGCGUCCGAGUUAGCGAACUAGCUCAGAAUGUGAAGACGUCAAGGCGGCCGUGAGAAGCAGCUGGUUCCCCGCGGGAGACUGCAACGUUCCUGCUUCCCCGAAGGGAGCCUUUCUCUCGCGCUCCUUGAGAAGGAGGGGCCGGUCAGAGGCACAGGAAGUGGCUGCGGAGCUGGGAGCCCGAAAAGGGGAGAGCAGCGCCGCGCCGCGGGCCUCUCUCUUUCUUUUUGGCAGGCGGUUCCGACUCGAAGCUGACUUAAAUAGGGAAGCUACGUUGCAGUGAGCAUUAGCUAAAGCCACGCCUUCUCUUUCUGCCGGCAGCUGCCUGGGCCUGUCCGCUGCUUCCUCGGAAGUAAAGGUCUUUUGUUUGCAGCAGCGCUCGGGUCCGAGCAAAACGUGCGCGCAAAGAGUGCGCUCUCCGGGCGCAAAGCGACUUGGCGCCUCCUCGCUGGGCAGCGGCCCCUCCGGCCAGGGAGCUCCGAGCGUAAGUGACACUUGGGGCUCGACUGCUCUAGGGCGGCAUCGGGGCCCGCCUUGCUGCAGGGACCGCGCCAGGUGGGGAAGAAGUUUGGCGGGCGAGGGAGGAGACUCGGGCCCCUCGGCGCUCGGCCCUCGGAGGCGCGUCUCCCUCUUGCACGCGGAGCUGCACGUUGCACGAGUGUCUCUUCCUUCCCGCCGCUUCUUAGUCCAGCACAGCAGGUCCCUUCGAGGGUCAUCUAGUAGUUUCAACAUGCGCCCCCCCAUCCAAUUUGAAACCAUCCCGGCCCCCGCUUCACUUGGCCAAUGUGCCAGCAGUUUUAUUGCUGCCAGGUCUACGAAAAACAGAUGUGGAGAGAGACAUGCCCUAAGGAAAUUCCACGAACAGUUGCUUGUCAAUAAUGGAAUUGCAACUAGAAUGUAAUGGCCGGCUUUGUGAGUUUUCUCACAAUGUGCACCGGGAAGUUCUGUUCCUGCCCUAGAGGGCAAGGGUGCUCACACAUUCGCAGGGCAUCCUCUGGCAUUCAUGGUUCUCUUACUGGGGUGGAGUGGGAUUCUUGAAUGAGCUCUUGACCUUGAGUGCAGGGGCUCCCAAACUUUGUGGACCAAGGGGCACAUAGUGAAGUUUGAGAAAAUGCUGUGGGUACCACAAACUGGCUGCUAUUUGGGGUUUGUGGCAUAACAAAAUUAGAAGAGGGUCGUUUGCUGUUGCUCUUCACACCCGGACAGCGUCAGGUGGUAAGUCUGCAAGGUCCUGCUGGAACAGGUCUCAUCACCACACAUGCCUCUUCCUCUCUCCCUCCCAUUCACAGGUCACAAUUCAUGCUCUUGGUCUUUCUCACCUGCCUGCCCCUCUCCAUCUCUGUUUCUGACGCAGAGCACACAUUCAGAAAAGAGGAAGCGCCUGCUGUCAGCUCCACAAAUGCUGGUGCGUUACAACCAGCUGAGCAUAUCCCUGUCGCUUCUCCCCCAGCUAGUAAUGCAACACCCCUUUUAAAAAAUAAAUAUCUGAUACCUUCAUUUUACAUUUGCAAAUUGAGUUACUUAAUAUAAUUACCAAUAAAUGAAAAAAUGAUGAUGAGCACACCAACUCCAAAUAUUUACAGGCCCCGAUCUUAUUCAUUCACAUAGUAGUCCACAUAUUUCCCCUCCUCAUUGACUAAGAGUUGAUAAAAUACUGUAGCUGACUUCCAUGUUGUGCCGUUGAUGUGCAUGCUAUGGUUAGCAUAUAUGCAGCUAUUACAAUGUUUGUGCUCUUCUAACUUCUUAUUUUAUUGCUCUCUAACAACAUGAUUUGAGGGUUUUGUUGCAUCCCAUUUCCUACUUUCUAAUACCUUGGAGACCCCUUUAAUCAUGUCUGAAUGGAGGUGAGGAGGCAGUUUACACCUUCAGGGGUAGAUGGGGGCAGCUUGAUCCUGAGAACACUCUGCUAUCCAAAGCUGUAAAUAUGCUAGUUGGUCCUCCUUGGCAUUUAAAUACCCACGUGUGCGAACUCCCUGCAGCGGAGGAAGGCCACAAGUGCCAGUAUGAAUUUAAUCUGGUAAAAUUAAAUAAAGGGUAUGGAAGGCCUCCCUGACAUAAACCCAAGAUUCAGUUCAGGCUUGUCUGUGCAAAGUACAUCUGUUUGUGCUUCCUUAAUAUGCAGAACAAUUAGCUGAUAAAGAGCAGCUGUGGAGAAUUAAAAGCCACAUAAAAAUAGUCACUCUUAAAGGCUUGCAUAAGAAGAGGAGAAGCAAGUAAAACACGAUACCUGCCCACCUUACUUUGCUGUUCUCUUUGGAUUUGUAACAGAGCUUCUGGAAGGAACCUCCAUCCUUACUGGCUCCCAGCUCACACAUUCACAUGCCUGAAGAUUCCCUCCCAGCAGUGCACAUGUGUUAUGUGGGCACGACAUGCAUUGGCCUCUAUGCCUUUAGGCUUGAUUUGUGUGACUAUCCUCCCCUCCCCCCACAACACUUUUGAGGGUGAAGGACAUUUGGCCCAGCAUGUUCAAGCAUCGUAUCCCAGUGCUCCCACCCUGUGGAAAUAACAACCCUCAGCAUAUAAACUGGGCGCAUGGUGGUAAAUAGCAUGUCUUCUAGUGCAAAUAGUUGUAUGAUAAUUUCCCAGGUACACUAAGUUUGUAAGUGCUGAGAGUUUUGGUGCAUAGUUAAUACAGUGGUAUUUUGGUUUACAAACUUAAUCUGUUCCGGAAGUCCGUUCUUAAACCGAAACUGUUCUUAAACUGAGGCGCACUUUCCCUAAUGAGGCUUCCCACCACCGAUCCCCUUCCGCCGUUCGGAUUCCGUUCUUAGACCGAGGUAAAGUUCGCAAACCGGGACACAAUUUCUGGUUUUGUGGAGUUCGUAAACCGAAUAGUUCAUAAGCAGGGCUGUUCUUAAACUGAGGUACCGCUGUAUUUAGUCCCCAGUUCAAAUUACUCCUUAGCCUUUGCACUCAUGUAUCCUGCACAUGCCUACAAACUGCAAUAUGGAGAUACUCUCAUCUACAAGAUUGUAGUAAUGAAUAAGCUAAAACAUGUAACCUGAUCCCCAUGUGCUCCUGUAACUAGUCAGUCAUUCUUCUUCCUCUUUCUCUCGGCCUCCUUUCCUCUGCUGUCUCUUCUGUACCUGUUGGGGAAGAGACCUUUCCUCCUUGCUCUUUGUAAAAGGUGGCGUCUGCUUUGAACACUCAAAAGUUCUAGGUUUGUCUUAUCCCCAGCUGCUAAUCCCAGAAUAUUUGGUGACAUGAGUUCCACACAUUUUCAGAGUAAGCAAAUAAUAACUCCCAUCUUAAUUCCACACUGGCUGCUUUGAGAUGUUAUGAAACGGCUGACUGUUUUGAGCAGAUGAGAAGAUCCCUAUUUAAAUCAAAAGCCCACCUCACCCCACCUUCUGUUCCCUGUAUGGUGGCCAGCCAGAUGCAGGCCUCACUGUUUGCAUUCUGCCUCUGACACUGGAGGAAAUUAAGACCCAGGACUGUGAUUGGUCCCCCCUCCCUGGGUGUGUAAGAACAUGGGGUGCUGCUAAUGCAAGUCUAGCUUUCAGUUUCAGGUGCAGCACGUGUGGACCACUCUGGACAGUCCUGGACUAGCUGAGUGGCUCCACGUACAAAUCCAUCUGUUGGGGCAUUUGGUCGGCAGCAGUCCCAGAUGAAGUGCAGCAAGGAGUCCCAGUGCUGUGGCACUUUCGAGUGUGAGUUGUGUGGAUUAACUGCCCCAUACAGCUACUACGGACAGAAACCUCCAAAUGCUGCCUGUGUUACGUAAGUACAUCUCUUACCACUUACUCCCUGUGCUGUCCACCAAUGAUAGUAUCUCCACUAUGGCAAGCAGCUCCUUUGAAUGAUCAAUGCCAUGGAGCUGAGGGCCAGUGGCUAGCCCAGAGAUGGGAAUUUCAGCCACCUGGUCUCUUUUUGCAGUGAUUUGCAGAGCAGCCGUGAUGGGUGGCCCCCAGCUUCCCUUCCCUUCCUUUGUCUGCUGCUUUCUCCUUGCUACACCCCAAGCAGAUUUUCCUACAGCUAUAUGAAAUUAGGAAAAGUAACAGUUUAUGUGUGUAAGCACCUCCCCACACCUGUGUCUUCUGAAAACGGGGUCUGCACCUGCACAGAGAAGGGGAGUCCCAGUCAUGUGUUUUUUGCCAAAUGCCAAAUGUGUAGCUAGGACCGAAAUAUUUGAGGAGUCUUGCUUUCAAAAAAGUACAAAGAGCCUUGUGGCACCUUCAAGCUGAAUUGAUGUCGGGCCUCUUCCCACAUAAAGUAUGAAUGUGGCAAACAGGCAUCCAAGAACAACUGGUUCUUAUAAGUUCACUUCUCAAGAGGUCCAGAAAUUAUACUUGGUGAGGGUCUCAAGAAUUCCCUGCUAGAAAUCUUGAGCUCUGCUCACUGUUUCCUGAGAACUGAGAAUGAAAGUUCCAGAGGGUGACCUAUAGCUAUGGCCUUACUGCAAAGUGAUGCCCUCCAGAUGUUUUCGGCUACAACUUCCAGUGGCCACAGUCAGCAUUGGCCAUGCUGGCCUGUGCUGAAGGGAGUUGUUGUCAAAACAUCUGGAGGGCACCAGGUUGCAGAAUCCUGCAUUAUGGAUUCAAGAAUGGCUUGCUAAUAAGACAGCGGAAACUGCUGCCAUCUAACAUGGGACACAGUUUUAUUGAGAGCUUGAUAUUUAAUGGGGACCAUGUUUCUAUCCCUUACUUUUUGCAGGGAGUGGGGAGAAGGAUCAUUUUCAAUUUACCUGUCAGUGAUAAACAAAACUGUUCCUUUACCUCACAGUGACCCUUCACUGUUUUUCAGCUGCAUUCAAGAGUCCCCUAGUUUCAUGAUGAGAAAAUCUAUUUUGGUCCCUGGAGCAUUCAGCAUCUGGUGUCUGCCAAAGGCCAGGAGCAAGUUGUUCUGUGCCCUUUUGGAGUGUGAGAAUUGUCCUUUGGAAACAGCAGGUUAAUUCCAGAGAGGGCACAAAACGGUUUCCGUCUCUGGCAGAUCCCUUCUCUUGUUUUGCCCCUCAGCUGCUCACUCCUACUUGCCUGUGUCUUGGCUCACGCACGGGAGUUGGUUGCUGAAGGCCGGAAAGAAAGCAACUCCUGACAUCCCCACUGCUGUGAUUCUUGCUGGGAUGGGCUGUGGCCUCUAGAGCCUUUGCCUUUGUCUUGAGAAAGUCAGCUGAAGAGGGGAGCUUAGGGAAGGAUUCAGCUAAAGCUUCCAUUCCUGUUCACUUUUGAGGGAGGUCUGGUAUGCUGUUUCCCACAGUGGUGAAUGGAAAGCCUGUGGGCUAUCAUGCCUCUCCUCUGAAAGUGGCUCUGGCCUGACUCAGUGCCGUUAACCCUUCAGCCCUUUACUCAGUACAGAUCUAGUCCCUGCUGAAUAUUAGCCACUGACCUGGUCCUUAAGAUUGGAUAUGGGAAUGUGAGUUGUUCCUUGCCAGUGCUAUCUCUUUAAAAUGUGGAAUGAUUCUUUCCCAGCCUUCUGGAGGAAUGCUAUGUCAUGAAGGAUCCAUUCACCUCUGACAAGGACAAAUUCCUCAUACUUGGAUCUCAGUGCAGUUUGUGUUGCAAGCAUGUGUGUGUUGGCACAGUAAGUAGCACGUGAUGCCUGCUGCGUUUAUAUCUCUGAUGUUAGUUUCAUAGGCUGUGACCUAGAGGAUGAAAACCAAGCCAAGUGGAACAUAACCUUUUUUCCACCCUUGCUUUGCCAUUACCUUUUAUAUACUACUUCAAAAUACAGUUCCAUAAUUCAGUUUUUUUAUGGCCCUCUGAAGGAUCAACACCUAAAAUGCUCCUUUUCUCUGGUCAUUCUCUUAUCAACAGUUCAGGGUCAUUCUGUUCCCAGGCCUUCUGUGAAUCUCCUGCCAGGCUCAACAGAAAGUCUUCACCUGCAGGUGAACAAUUGGCCAUCUCAUACUUGCCCUUCAGCUGCUUGAAUGUUCAUAAAUAUGCUGUGGAACCACAGGACCUUAACUACUGAGUGGGUGUGUUCGUGAUCUCAGGACAGUUGGUACCAGUCACACUGCCCAGUGUGAGCCUGUUAUUUACAUUGCUCACCAUAGCAACAUGCCAUAUCUAAUGCCUGGAUUAUUUGACCAUGAAGGGAAUACUUAUACUGCAAAUGUAUAUUGGUUUUAUGCCAUUUUCAUUUCUGUGUCUUCCUCCAAAGAAUCCUAAAAAUUGGAUUUUGCUGAAGCAUUGAGAAUGUCCCUUGAGGAGCCCCUAGCACUUCUCCCCUAGGCUGUGCUUCUAGAGUUUUGGGGGGCAAAAAGAAUUCUGCCAUUUAUUUUCAUUUGCACAGGACAUAGCAAACUGCACAGUCCUUUUGGGAGACUGUUUCUUAGCUUUUGAGCUUUGUUUGGCUUCUUUUGUGAUGAAGAUCUGUGGGUUGCUUUGGUGUUGCAAGCUUCUCUGGAUGUUAUCUCAUAUAGCCACAUUGCUACACGUUGUGUCAUGACAGGCAGCCCUUACUUGAAGGAGUUGUGGAUAUAAAGAACCAUUAUGAGGCAUUGCAGGAAAAUCGGAUUUUCCCAAGUUGUGCAACUUGAGGAACUGUUUCAUCACAUCUGCUACAUGCUAAAUGUUUACCUUCCAACUGUAAGAUUCUCUGAAAAACGUAAUUCAUAACCCAUUUCUUUCCCCGCUUCCAGUUCUCUAAAAUGAUAUUGAGCUAAGGAUUCCAGAUUUGUUCAAAGCAAGUCUGAUAGGAAUUAGUUUUGGCCUCCUCCUCGAACGGAUCUUACACCCUUCAUUGGCCUAUAGCAAAAUAUAUUUAUUUAGGCUCGUUAUAUAGACCUUGCACAAGUUGUAAUUGACCAGGGAGCCCUAUGCAGUCAGGCCAAGGCUCCAUUAAUGUUGGCCAUAGGUCAACCUGCACUCUGAUGCCCUGCAUAUGUUGAACUCCAAGGGUCAGGGGUCAGGGGUGAUGGGAGUGGUAGUUCCAAAUGGCUAGAGAGCAUGAGGUAAGCUUCCAUAAAGGCUGCAGUGAAGAUGGUGAGCAGGGCUUGAAAGCAAGAAUAGUGUUGCUGUGUUGUUUGCCCACAGCUUUUGGUAUUCAGCUUUUCAUUGCCUCUGACCUUGGAGCUUCCAUUUAGCCAUUGAGAGACCAUGGAUUUGCAGAUUUUUAAAAAUUAAAAAGCAAUCCUGUGCACAUUUACCUGGGAGAAAGCUCUACUGCACAUAUUGGGACUUCUGAACAGGGUUGGACUGCACUGCCAGUGACCAUCACCAUGUCUUCUGACCACGAUUUCCUUAAGUGGAGGAGGAUUGUGGACAUCUUAAUUCACCUGCUGGAUUAAAGAGACCUUUGAUCUUAUAUUUCGCUUCAUUAAUUAGUCACCCUCAAUCCAGCUGCAACCGAGCUGCUGCUCCAUUGGGUGUGGACCCAGCAGUGUAUUGUACUUGCUGAAAGUGGGUGUAGUAAAAUGUAAUAAACAAACAGGCUGCAUGUGAGGAACGUUUAAAAGAGUUCAUACAAGCAGGUGGAGCGCAGGCCACCCCAGAUGGCAAGACUGGCUGUUAAAUUUUAAGAAGUGGCUGGAUCUGUAUGUAUCUUAAUUGCCGAGCACAAGGGGGGGUUCAGGAGCAGGAGGAGCAGUUCAGCAGCAUCCUCAAGUCCUUUGAGUUUCAGGUGCCACUGAAAGCUAAGAAAUGAGUUAGUCACAACUAUGCCUCAUUAAAAGCACCUGGACUAACCUUUUGGCUGGAUUGGGGCCAUACAUAAGAGUAGAUGUAAUGUGUUAAGUUUGGUGAGUUAAGGAAUUUCUCUGUUCUUUUUCAGGACUGUAGCCUUUUCUACGCAAAAAGAUUCUGCCUCCCCUGUCUUAAGUUACACUUAAAUGAGUUUCCAGUGGAAAUAAGGCAAGAUUUGGAAAAGAAAACUCAUUCUCAACACCAAUCUUCAAAAAAGGGAGAGUCCAAGACUUCAAAGAAAAACUAG
Messenger RNA from Podarcis lilfordi (Lilford's wall lizard), 7889 nucleotides. Lineage: Eukaryota; Metazoa; Chordata; Lepidosauria; Squamata; Lacertidae. The record is from the annotation of a GenBank genome assembly.